Helianthus annuus (common sunflower) is the source of this 568-nucleotide messenger RNA. RefSeq lists its product as uncharacterized. Lineage: Eukaryota; Viridiplantae; Streptophyta; Magnoliopsida; Asterales; Asteraceae. The transcript is spliced from 2 exons. The coding region runs from base 236 to 538 and encodes 100 amino acids. The record is from RefSeq and is a predicted model, not a curated record.
CUUCUAAUCAGUUGUCCGGCUCUUCAACAACUAUGGGUUAACGGGUCACGAGAUUUGGUAAAUGUAAAAAUUAGUGGAACAAUUCUUGUAUUAAAAUACAUUGAAAUAAUUCUUUGUUUUUAGUGUUAAGUCCAUUGAGAUAAUACAUUCAUCUCUGGAAUUGUUUAGCUAUAUAGGUCCCGGAUUACUAUAAACUCAAUUAUCUUCUUAGGCUUGAAGAAAUUUCAAUUGGUGAAUGGCAAAUAAUGUGUUUGGGCAAAUAUCAUGUUGUAUUUCUCACCUUCAGAUCCUUACAUUCGACAUUUACCCUUCAGACUUCAGAGCUAAUCUGGAUGUAACCAGCCAAGAGAAGAAGAAAAUAAGGCGGAAGGUUAAGCAUCCCCAUGAACACUUUCAGGUGGUGGAAAUAGUGGGUUAUUAUGGUCGUACUAGCAAAGUUAAACGUGCUGUUUACUUCUUUGAAAACGCCAUUUCGUUCAAGAAAUUAAUUGUUGAUCCUCGUUUAUCAGGUUUUAGAACAAACAUAGAUUCUAAAUGACUAGUUAAAGGAUAGAAAGCUGCUAGAUCU